Saxophila tyrrhenica is the source of this 339-nucleotide messenger RNA. RefSeq lists its product as uncharacterized. The record is from RefSeq and is a predicted model, not a curated record. The coding region runs from base 1 to 339 and encodes 112 amino acids. The transcript is spliced from 2 exons. NCBI's taxonomy places the organism in Eukaryota, Fungi, Ascomycota, Dothideomycetes, Mycosphaerellales, Extremaceae.
AUGGCCACCUCCCAAUCAAGCCAACUCAUCAUUCUGAACGACUUCGUCACCCUCCCCAUCAUAAUCAGCGACUACGACGCCCCCACCGAAACUAAGCGGCGAGCCUCCAGCACCGCGACCACCACAACCGCCCACAGCCGCCAAAACAGCGCCGCAUCAACCAACGACUCCGCGACAACCGCAGCCGACCCCUCCCAGCAACAAUGGUCCACCGGCUUCACGUCCUUCACCGACGAGCUGUGGGACCGCAUGACCGUCAACAUGAAGCAGAGGCUGCGCCAGGCGUGCGUGGAGGUGCUGAAGCGAACGGACGAUACCAAUUCCUGGAUUGAGUCGUGA